CAACAAGGCCUUGAAAUUUCGAGACUUCACUUCAGAAUCAUCCACAUAACUUUCUUCUCUAUACAGGUCAUUCACAAGUAAAACACACUCGGGAGCGGUACUAAUUUUAUUUUGAUAAAAAAAUAUUUCCAAAAAUUUAUAAAAGUUUUUCAUUACUUCGAAAUGGCUGUAUUCCGUACUGAAUUGGAAGUUUGGGAGCUGAGGACCGCGCUGGUCUGCUGUGUCGGGCUCUUCAUGGCGAAUGCAAAUGUGUGGCGCAUGAAGUGGUCCGCCGAUUUAGCAUCCACUUUGAUUACCUUUUCGACGGUAAUGUUGCUGCACCUCUUUCGGAUGAAGAAGACGCCCCCAGUUACCAAGACUUGGCAUCUAUGUCUGGAUGUCCUUCUGUACUACUUGGGCAAUCAAGUCACAAUGGCUCUAAUUUGGCAGCAAUUUUGUAUCGCUUUGGAACAUUUCAAAGACCUGUCGACGGAGUCUCAGGGUUUCAUGGAUAUAUUUAUGGAACGGCUCUCAUGGUUUGCUAUUGUCAAGACCGAUUUCGUUUUUAUCGUAAAGACGGGUUUGGCCCUCCUGAUUACAUACAAGGCAAUGACAUGGGCCUCUUUCCUCGAUUACAUAUUGCCAGUGCGCCGACCCGAUCCAGAAGUGAUGAAGCCGAUAGUAAAACAGAUAGUGAAGAAGAAGCCCCGCGCCCGUAAGGCAUCGAAGAACCGCUCCCGUUCCCGUAAGCGUCGUGCACGCUAGAUGAGAAUAUUCAAGUUUUCAUAAAAUUAUACUGUUACAUUGUUUAUGCGUUAUGGGUACAAGAGUACAAAAAAAAAUUUUAUUGUUACGAACUAAAAAUGAAAGAAUUCUUCAUUUCAA
This is a messenger RNA of Drosophila willistoni, 864 nucleotides long. RefSeq lists its product as uncharacterized. Lineage: Eukaryota; Metazoa; Arthropoda; Insecta; Diptera; Drosophilidae. Bases 163 to 744 code for a protein of 193 amino acids. The transcript has a single exon. The record is from RefSeq and is a predicted model, not a curated record.